AAUUGUUUAAUUAAAUCUUAUACUUGAAUAAAGUUGACAGCAAAAUGUUUUCAACAGAGUUAGUAAUAUUAUCGCUAAUCUCGGUAUUCUCGGCUAUUAAUUGUGACCCUAAACACAAUGAUCUAAUUAGCAUUAAUAAUAAGCUGGCACUGGAUUUAUUAAAUACCUUUCCCUCGGACGGCAAUAACUUUUUCUCGCCUUUAAGUAUAACGACUUCCAUUCUUAUGGUACUAAACGGUGCCAAUGGUGUGACUGAACAGGAAUUGAGACAACUUUGUAGUAUUGGUGACAAUGCCCAAAAUGCAAACAAGGAUGUAGUGAUGAAAUUAGCGAAUCUAUUAGUUGUCAAAAAUGACUUCUCGUUGAAACUGGAUUAUAAGAAAGUGAUGACAGAAUCGUUUGUUUCGAGUCUAGAAUCGGUUGACUUUAAAGUGGAUAAACAAAAAACUAUUGACGACAUCAAUGACUGGGUUUCAAAGCAAACAAAUAACAAAAUUAAAGACUUAUUUAAGGAGCCGUUGAGUGAUGAGACGGCAAUGGUUUUGGUGAACGCUAUCUAUUUCAAAGGCGUUUGGAAAUACCUUUUCGAUAGGAAGGACACAAAGAAGGCUCAGUUUCACGACAUGGGCAAGGAGGACACCAUUGAUGUCAAUAUGAUGUCCAUGAAGAGAAAGUUUUCCGUCAAAUAUGUCCGAGAAUUGGACGCAAAUAUGUUUGAAAUGCCAUUCAUUGGCGACCUCUCCAUGUUUAUUCUUUUGCCAAAUGAAUUGAAUGGUUUGGAUUCAAUGACAAAGAAGUUAAGCCUUAAGACACUCAAUCAAACCGUACACACAAUCACUAAACGAAAAGGAUUUACAAAUACUUUAAUGUUUCCGAAGUUUAAGUUAGAAACAGAGUACGAUUUGAAGGACUCGUUCAAUAGUUUGGGAGUGAAGUCAAUGUUUGAGGAUUUGGCCGAUUUUUCGCGGAUUAAUGGAAAUACAGACUUAAAGGUGUCUAAAGCCAUACAUAAGGCGUAUAUAGAGGUGAACGAAGAGGGGGCGGAGGCGGCCGCCGUUUCUAAGUAUGUAUUCGUGACGCGAACCUACCGUCAGGACCUCAUAGCUGUGGACCGACCCUUCCUCUUCACUAUCAUCGACAAGACCUCGGGUCUCAUCUGGUUUUUGGGACAAAUCCGGACACUCUCUUAGACACGAAUAUUCUUAGACACGAAUAUUCUGCUACUUAUUAUCAUUGUAUUCGUUGUCUAAUAACUGUUUCUCACAUUUUAUACUGUAUUAAGAAUUUUACAUUUUAUUACUUAAUGUAUUUCUUGAUGUAUAUGUGACAUGUGUUUUCCAU
Messenger RNA from Oppiella nova, 1341 nucleotides. The record is from the annotation of a GenBank genome assembly. Lineage: Eukaryota; Metazoa; Arthropoda; Arachnida; Sarcoptiformes; Oppiidae.